Lepisosteus oculatus (spotted gar) is the source of this 3626-nucleotide messenger RNA. NCBI's taxonomy places the organism in Eukaryota, Metazoa, Chordata, Actinopteri, Semionotiformes, Lepisosteidae. The record is from RefSeq and is a predicted model, not a curated record.
UGGAGCCUUCGGCUUUCUGAAAAGCAUGGGUUCUCCAGGGGAAAAGAUCCAGAUUGCUUCAGGAGGAGAGGAGAGGAGAGAAACAUUCUGCACCGUCUAUCUCACCCCCAAACGUUUUCUUCGUUGCGUUCAGGAUGGUGGUUAGUACCUGGUAAAGCACGAGGAGGCGGACGCUCAGCAUUUCCACGGGAAAACGGAAUCAAAAUAACAGGGCUUUCUCUCAUGUUCUCCCCAGCAAGGAACAAUUUUCUCUGAUGGCACAACAGCACUUCCUUUCUGAUUCAAGUGCUGUUGAACUGUUGGAUUGCACACCACAUGGUUGAGCUGGAACACAUCUCAAGAGUCUCAUGAAGCAUACAGUGAGGUCAUCUGGUCACGUCAACGGGCCAGUUGCUGCACUAAGGGCACUUAACAGAAUCUUCACUGCUCUCCUUUAUCUUUUGUCAUCAUGCCGUCAAGUGCAGCCAAAUAGAGAGGUUGCCUGAAGGCCGCACUGGAACACUAAUCUGAGAUCAAGAAAGAUGUGAAAUCCGACAGCCUAAUCUAAGGGAAAAAGCACUCACAGUAGCCUACUGUUAAUGGAUUCAUAGUUAGGCACAGCUGUUGGAAGCUUCUGCCGGAACAAGUGAACACCAUACGGACAGAAUAUGAGUCUACAGGGCGAGUUAGGUGGGUCUUAUGACAGCAGCCUGCAGGACAGCAGAGGAGAAAUUAAAAACAACAAUAAGCAGGCCUUUGUAACUUCAGGUGAUGCCAAUGCCAAUGAAAUCCCAGCAGAAGAUAGUUGCAAUGAGGACGGGGGUGGCACUUGUAAAGGUGGGACUGGUGAUACUGUUACUAUCCCCCCUCUGGUGUCGCAAACCGAAGAUCAGGACAAAAUCAUCAUCUGGGGGACAGACUCCCAAUGCGAUGACCCAGACUUAGAGGAGUUUGAGCUGCUGGAAUGCCAAGAGCUAGAGGCCUAUUUGGAAGAAGAAGGUACAGGUAUGUUCCUGGAGUCGGACUCUGCUUAUUCUCAGCACACUGCCUGUUCUUCUCCUCAGAUGGCUGCAAAAAUUGAGGUAAAAGGCGACACGUGUUCUGCCCUGUCAUUUAAAAAGAGAAUAGCUCAAGGCCCUGGGCAAAUGGCACCUGAGGUCAGCUCAGAAAAUGAUAUAAUCGUUUCCUGCAUUUCUGCAUCAUCAACUCCCAGUAGAGGCUUAGCAAGCACACUGGACAGCUCUAGAAGAACACAAACAGUGGAUCCUCAGCACACUCCACCUGAAGCACUCAGUAUGACCUCGGAAGACACUCUUGCUUUUCUAUCCAAUGUUGCUACCUCAGUGAAGAGCAGGAGAUCCCAGAUGAUUGCGAACCCUCCCGUUGGAAGCACAAAGCAAUCUGACAAUAGUGCUCAAAAUCUAAACUCAAAAUUUCAGUCUCAGGAAGUCCUUUAUAAAACAGAAGCACAGCCAGAACAAAGGUAUUCAGGCCAGAGGAUAAAGAUGAGCCCCUGUGAGGGUCUUACAGAUUCACAGACAAGUGUAACUGAGUUAACAUCUGGACAGCAUGAACAAAAGGCUGUAGAUUCAGCCAUAACAGAGGGAAAGCCCAAUCCCAGUUUGAAAGAUGGGUUUUGGAAGGGGCAUUCAUUUACUACAGCAGCAUUACCGGGUCAAGGGAAGGACUCAGAAGAAGACACAUCACAUCAAUCAGUCCAACCCAGGCCACAUACUUCUGACACUGGCAGGGUGCAAAAUGCAUCAGGACACAGCUCAGACGAGAGCAGAAUAUCCCCAAGUGCUGAAACCACAGUGCAUAAAGCCAGUCAUAAGGACAGUUUCAGGGUUUCUCAAUCUUUUGGUAUACCCACCGUUGAACAGGCUGAACUCUCUGGCAGUCUGUCAUUAAAAGGACAUGCCGAUAUAAUAGAAGGCCCCACCUUUGAUCAGUCUAAAGGCCUUCAUAAGCAGGGCUCUGGUGAAUAUGUUUCUGGUGAUGGGGAGGUUACUAUGGCAGACCCAUUCACUGCUGAUAAAAAGCAACAGCUGGGAAAGAAAUCAUGUACAGAGCCCUCAUCUGAGGCCCAAACAGGAGCCAAAAGCACAGGCUCGCCGCGAAGAAGACCCCUGUCUUCACCAGGAAAAGUGAGUGCCAGAGCACAGCCUGGGGAACCUGGUAACACUUCAAAAGAGCCUGUUUUGUUUUACAAUGAGAGGCUCCAUCCCGCUGGAUCUUCAGUGGACAACCUCCAGAUGUUAAACAGUGGCCUGAAACCACCGAGCAAGGUGUGUCUCAGCAGUGGAAUCCCCAAACCCAUCUUACAGCAUCCUAGGACCUCUCUCCUGAACCGGGGAGAAACAGAGACGAGCUCUGGGAGCAAGUUAGAGGAUAAGAAUGAAGCAAAGUUCCCCCCUAAGCCAAAACACGUCAGGCCCAAAAUUAUAACCUACAUUCGCAAAACACCACAAGUCAAGCAGCUGGAUGGUGCUUAUGAUGUUGCCACCCUACCCUCCAGGCUUUCUACCUAUACCAGCCCCCUGGCCAAAGAACCAAAACAAGUGAGCAGUGAUCCCAAAUCCUCUCCUGUGCUUAGUGCUUCCAACCUCCUGUAUGACAAGUACCGCAAUGAAAUGCAAAAGGGCCGUUACUACUCUUCAGGGUUAAUGGUGUCUGGAAUCAAGCCACCCAGCCAUACAGUUCCCCACAAGAUGGUCGUGAAAUCGGAUAGUUUCUAUGGAGAGCUGGCCGAUAAGCUCCUACAGGACGUGGGUGGUGGGGCAGGCAGAACUGAUGUUGGACUAGCUGGACCAGGGCAGGAGGACUCUACGAUUUCCCACCUCGGUGCACACGAGGCUGGUCCUGCUAGUAUCUUUCGCUCCUCUAUGGUCCUCAGGCCUCAGCUGGGCUUGGGUGCGGUCACCAGGUUGCCUUCUGCCAAGACCAGAAUGCUGUUGGCAGGUCAGAGGUCAGCCUUGUCCUUCAACCACCCGACUCAGGCAGCCAGUCCAGCUUCCCAAUGUUGCCCAGACCCCUCAGUGGACCAGAGGAAGAACAUCCCGGGCACUCCUACAAGGUCUCACUUUCCCAAGCCAGGCCUGUGUACCUCCUGGUGCUGUCCAGGCGGUGGGGCUGAGGAACAAACCAGUCAGAAGCCACCUGUACCGCCAAGUGAGACUCCCAGAGGACCCAGCAGGAGCAGUCCUCAGCCUCCCAGCACUCCUGCCACUGCCCGACGCACCCUGCUUCCAGCCCAAAAGGGCUCCCCUGUGGCUUCGAGGAAGGAGAUACAAAAAGAUGUUGAAGUCGCCAAGCCAGCAAUUUCAUCCCCCAAGAGAUUUGUGGUGGCUGCCUCCAAGCCCCAUUCCCCAGUACACACACGACAGAAACCCGGUGCCCCACGGAAUGCGAUUUCACCCAAGUCAGAGCCCCACGCGCGGGAGGCGGAGAGGCAGAUAGUGCAGAAGCUGAAGGAGAAGUGUGAGGAGCAAGCCCGGCAGCUACUGAGCCUGCAGGAGGAGCUGAAGAAAGCCACUCUGGGCCUGGAGGUCUUUGCCAUCACCACACAGCACUUCUGUCAGAAGGUAAAGGUGUUAAGUCACAGCCCAUCUCUAAGGAUGCUGAGCUUUCCAGAAACAAGUUUUUAA